AUGUCCGGAAAUGAUGAAGCGGCAGCGGCAGCUGCCGCGCCACCUCAGACGCUGCAGUUCGCGCCAUUCGAGUCGCAGAUAGAGAUGCCCUUCUACUCGGCUCUGUUCUCUCGCAAGCUGGAUCAUGACAAGCUGGACGACUCGGUCCGCCCUGUUAUUGGCCUCUACCAGCCAAUGUCGGAGAGGCCCCCAGCCGAAAGCACAAGAAUGCAGAUACAAGGCGGGGCUUUGUCUAGUUCACAUGUUCCUAUGGGAUAUACUCGCGCAGACGGCAGCAUCCGGAAUUUCAACACCAUAGAAGAUUUCAAGAAGGCAGACAAGGGCGCGAUAUUACGGCAGGCUGGAGCUCAGAUCUGGGAUGCUAUCAAAGAUGGCUCCAUAUACGAAAUCCCUUCACUUCUCUCCUCCUUUGCAAUUCUUUCAUUCGCAGAUCUCAAAAAGUACCGUUUCACAUACUGGUUCGCAUACCCUACCCUUCAUUCGGUUCCAGCUUGGAGGCGGGAUGGACCUUUAGAACGCUUCAGUUCCAAGGAGACUACAGCGCUUGUCAAUGAGGUCGGUACUUUUCGCUAUGCGCACGACACUAGGCAGCACGGCUUUUUCCUUGCCAAGAAGGUCCCAUACCGCUCCGGACCCUUCCGAAGGGGUCUGCCGCGCGACGAUUCGGACGGAGACGAUAUUGGCUUCACAUGGAGCAUCGGUGCAUUGGGCGAUUUUGAAAAAGGGUUCUUCAAGGGGGUCAAGGAGGAGGACCAGUAUAUUGCUUUUGUCGACUCCUCUAGCUACGCUGAGAACCCAUCGUGGCCGCUACGGAACUUGCUUGUUCUGAUCAGGCAGCGCUUCCAGCUCCAGAAGGUCAAGAUAUUGUGCUACCGAGAUACUCAGGCUAGGAGGGACGAGCCUCGGAGCAUCGUUCUUCCCCUCGCCUCCGAAGGCCCUGCCACGGCACAGACUUCGGAGAUGCCCAAGGUCACCGGGUGGGAGCGUCACCCGAGCAGCAAGUUGCAGGCUCGGGUUAUCAGCCUUGCUGAGUACAUGGAUCCGGCACGAAUUGCGGAUCAGGCGGUUGACCUGAACUUGAAGCUUAUGAAGUGGCGCAUUUCGCCAAAGCUCGACCUGGAAGCAAUGCGAUCUCUUAAAUGCUUGCUUCUGGGUGCAGGAACUCUCGGGAGCUAUGUGUCGCGCAACCUGAUGGGUUGGGGCGUUCGUAAGAUCACUUUUGUCGACUACGGCAAUGUAUCUUUCUCCAAUCCUGUCCGCCAGCCACUAUUCGAGUUCGAAGACUGUCUCUCUGGCGGUGUACCAAAGGCACCCAAGGCGGCAGAAGCCCUCAAGAAGAUCAAUCCAAGCGUUGAUGCUGAGGGCCAUGUACUUUCUGUACCAAUGCUUGGCCACCCGGUGCUCAACGAAGCACAAACCAAGGAGGAUUUCGAGAAGCUCCAGCAGCUGAUCAAGGCUCACGAUGUUAUUUUCUUGCUGAUGGACACCAGGGAGUCUAGGUGGUUGCCCACGGUCAUGGGCAAAGCCGAGGGAAAGAUCGUCAUGAACGCAGCUCUUGGUUUCGAUACAUACGUGGUCAUGCGUCAUGGUGCUGCGCCAAAAGAUGGUACCGAAUCGACAUUGGGGUGCUAUUUCUGCAACGACGUUGUGGCACCUUCUGACUCAAUGAAGGAUCAGACGCUAGACCAGCAGUGCACAGUAACGCGGCCCGGAGUCGCCGCCAUUGCUUCAGCAAUGCUGGUGGAGAUGCUCACAAGCGUGCUCCAACACCCACAGAGGGAACACGCUCCCGCUCCCAAGCCCACAGGGCCGCCCAGCAACCCAGAGUACCAACGCGACCCACCAGACCAUGCCCUGGGCAUAGUCCCUCACCAAGUUCGUGGCUUCCUGGCCAACUUUCAGAACAUGAUCAUCAGCGGCGAGUCGUACCCGAACUGCAGUGCAUGCAGUUUGCCUAUUGUCGGCGCGUACAAGUCAGAUGGAUGGGAGUUUGUCAAGAAGGCGCUGUCGGAUAAGGAUUAUGUACUGGAGCUGUCUGGUCUGGCCGAGGUGCAGAGACAGGCCGAGGCCAUGCAGAACGAAGUAGACUGGGACGAGGAUGAAGACGUGGCUGCUGCUGAGGAGGGGGAUGGCGAGAUGCUUUAG
This is a messenger RNA of Pyricularia pennisetigena, 2145 nucleotides long. RefSeq lists its product as uncharacterized. Gene Ontology annotation, cellular component: phagophore assembly site; cytoplasm. The transcript is spliced from 4 exons. The record is from RefSeq and is a predicted model, not a curated record. Gene Ontology annotation, molecular function: Atg8 activating enzyme activity; Atg12 activating enzyme activity. Bases 1 to 2145 code for a protein of 714 amino acids. NCBI's taxonomy places the organism in Eukaryota, Fungi, Ascomycota, Sordariomycetes, Magnaporthales, Pyriculariaceae. Gene Ontology annotation, biological process: protein modification by small protein conjugation; autophagosome assembly; piecemeal microautophagy of the nucleus.